UCGUCCGGCCGAGAUCUCUUCGCUUUAACUCCGUCGUAGGUCGUCGUCAUGUCUCAGGUUGAUAAUCGAAACUCUUCAGCGGCCAAGCGUGCCCGUACUGAUGGUAGUCGCAGGGAAGAUGAUUGGACGUGCCCUAGCUGUGGCAAUGUCAAUUUCUCUUUCAGAACAACAUGUAAUAUGCGUAACUGCACUCAACCCAGGCCUGCAGAUCAUAAUUCGAAAUCUGCUGCCAAGCCUCUACAAGCUCCCCAGGGUUAUACAUCCUCCAAUCCUUAUGUUGGUUCUGGUGCUCCCUCUUCAAUGUAUCUUGGUGUUCCACCAUAUGGGUCUUCUUUAUUCAAUGGGUCAUCAAUUCCUCCAUACGAUGUUCCAUUUUCUGGAGGAUCAGCGUAUCACUACAAUUAUGGAAGUCGUCUUUCUGCUGGCAGUCCUUACAGACCACUGCAUUUAUCUGGACCAGUACCGUACUCAAGUGGAUCCAUGUUGGGAAAUGGUGGCAUGUAUGGAAUGCCCCCUCUGGUGGACCGGUAUGGCCGGGGUUUGCCGAUGGGACCUGGAACUAUGGGCCCUAGGCCAGGGUUUUUUCCUGAUGACAAGUCUCAGAAAAAAGAUUGCAACUCGUGACAAUGACUGGACAUGUCAAAAUGUGGCAAUAUCAACUUCUCAUUCCGAACAGUAUGCAACAUGAGAAAGUGCAACACACCAAAGCCUGGAUCACAGGUUUCUAAAUCAGACAAAAAUUCUAGAA
Messenger RNA from Neltuma alba, 748 nucleotides. Its product is annotated as ranBP2-type zinc finger protein At1g67325-like. NCBI's taxonomy places the organism in Eukaryota, Viridiplantae, Streptophyta, Magnoliopsida, Fabales, Fabaceae. The transcript is spliced from 8 exons. The coding region runs from base 49 to 624 and encodes 191 amino acids. The record is from RefSeq and is a predicted model, not a curated record.